CAGCAUAAAAUUCCCCCCAGCAGGCUUUGCGGCAAGCAAACAGCAAGCGAAAGCUCAAGAAUCAUGUUUAAACAGAAAGCUUGAUCCAGUUAAAAACACUGAAAAAUAAGCUGUGAAUACAUAAAUAACAACAUAUUUCUACAGUAAGAAUGGGCCAUCGAAUUGACGAUGUGAUGAAGUUGUGCUGUGAGCUGUCUGCCAAUCAGCAGAUCAAGAAUACAGUAAAAGGUUCUGGGAAGGGAGCAGCAGCUGCAGGUGGACUCGCUUUCGCUGGAGGCUUGAUGGGGGGUCCCCUCGGUAUUGCUGUGGGUGGUGCAGUGGGUGGUCUCCUGGGCUGCUGGCUGACCAGUGGGCAGUUCAGGCCGCUUCCACAGAUCAUAAUGGAGCUCAGCCCUCAGCAGCAGCAGAACCUUUAUGAUGAUCUCAUGAGGAUCCUGGGAGAUAUUCAGUGGACCGACCUGGCUCAGUUAACCGCUCUGGUGAUGGGCAACUCCAUGCUGAAGCAGCAGGUCACAGCGGCUCUUAUCGGGUACAUUUCUAAGGAGCUCCAGGCUGAGGUGCACUAUGUGGAUUAGUGUCCAUCUAAAAACUGAAUGGGCUGAUCCAAAGUCUUACAGGCUCAGAGGAAUGGUACCAUAAAGAAAAAAAUAUGAACUGUUGCUAAGAAUGUAAAAAUACAGCAGUGCCAACACAAUCAUCAUUUGUCAGUAAUAAAACAGUUAGCACUUUGUUAUAAAACUGUGCUGUAUGUUUUGGGACAAAAAAAAAUAUCUACAGUUUUUACUUGAAGGAAUUAUUUAUUAUGCCUUUGCCUGCACUGAAGAGGCCAGUCUGGCUUUAAAUGUAAUGGGGAAAUUAUGGCCUGACGGACAUGACAUGAUAAUGGGAAACAUCACUAUAUGCCCAUGUGUUUAACCAGUUCUUUCGUAUUUUUUUCUUUGGUAGUUCAUAGUUUUUCUAAAUCAUGGAGUUAAUCAUAAAAAUGCUCAUAUCUCAAAAAUAUAUUGUCAGGUGCAUCUCAAUAUAUCACAAUAUUAUUGAAAGGCAUAUGGAUUACAAUUAAAAAGGUAAUGAACAUUCAUCACAAAUCACACACAGGAUGAUGUAUUUCAAGUGUUUUCAGUUGUUUUUUGAUUAUGGGUGAAAAUCUAGAAUUUCAUUUCUGAGGAAAUUGGAACAAAAUCAUAGGACCGAUUUAAAAGAAUUUUUAAUACAGAAAUGAUGUGGACUACAAAAUUACAGAAAAAAGACUGUGGGCUCGACAGCUGUCCUUCGGACAGCCACUGACACCCUUCACAAGGCUGGUAGACAACAAAAUGUCUCUUACAGAAUCUGAGAAUUUGGAUUUCUAGUUCCACUUAAAUUAAUUCAAAAUUGAGUGGAAGGCAAAGGUGUAGAUAAAGGUGCACAAGCAACAGAGAUUAGUAGAGCCUUAAAAGGAUUGUAAAGUAAAGCCAAUUUGAGAGUUUGGGGCAAUUUAAAGAACUGACAAGCUUCACAAAGAUGCCGACACUGUCAGAAGUAGCAAUACCUGGUUUAAUAGCCGUGGUGUCAGAGUUUAAUUGUCAAAAAGAUUGGUUGAUCUAAAGAUAUAGAUAACCUAUAGAGUUUUAUUGAGAGGUAGAUGAGACGACCUCAGUGAUUCAUGCAAAAAGAGCCGUGGUGUGACUUUCUGAGAUAUUCAAGUUGGGUUUUUAUUGCUAUAAGCCAUAAAUCAUGUAAAUAACAAAAACAUCCUCGAAAUGCAUCACUGUGUAAUGAAUUUGAUUGCCUUAAUAGAAGUAAUAAAGUCACUUCUUAAUAUUCAUUUAUGAAGAUUUAACUAAUAUUCUUUAAUUUAGAUAUAAAAAUACCUGAAGCUGUUUAAGAGCAGGGUUUAUGAGAUAGUGGAGGGGUGAAAUGACCAGCUCUGCCUAAUGGUCUUGCCUGUUUAAUAAAUGAGUGUUUCCAAAAACCCUUGA
Messenger RNA from Gambusia affinis (western mosquitofish), 1961 nucleotides. Its product is annotated as protein C19orf12 homolog. Bases 150 to 575 code for a protein of 141 amino acids. The transcript has 3 exons. Lineage: Eukaryota; Metazoa; Chordata; Actinopteri; Cyprinodontiformes; Poeciliidae. The record is from RefSeq and is a predicted model, not a curated record.